AUGGACAACGAGGAAGGGGAAGAGGGACUCGAGAUGUCACUUCCGGCCAACUGGCAGAAUUUGGGGAUAGGGUAUCAAGAGCUUUUGGAGAGGCUAGAAGAUCCGAAGCUUGAUGGAAAGGAUAUAGAAGAACAAGACGAGGGAGGAAUUGUGGUUGCUGGGGUAGGCAAAGCUGGCUUUGAUAUCACCAAGAAGUCUGAGGAGUGGAGGAGAGGAUACUAUGGGGUAUUGAUGGGAGCAGCGAAUACAGCGGAACAUCUGGACGAUUGGGUCAACGAUACGACAAGAGACAUAUGGUUUCCUAGAAACCAGAUGCGGGGUCCAUCGAAUCCAAAACCCAAACCAAUCAAAGUUGGUUCACCUCCUCCACCGAGAGAAGAAGACUGUGAAAAGGCAUACGAUCCACCGGAAAAAUUCUAUAUGCGCAUCCUCACCACGCAAGGAUUCACGGAAAAGCAAAGAGUAGAUGCAGCGUUGGCAUUUGCUGCUUGGUUGGAUUUUAAGAAAACUCCAGAAGCUGCCAUGGAAAUGUACAAAUGGGCCAUCGACAUUUCAACCCCCUCUAACUCCUCAUCUUCAUUGAUCGAUCUUGAUACCCACACAUUGAACAUUAAUGCAGACCCACCAUCCGAAAAUCUGUUAAAUACAAGCACAGCACUUGCCAUCCACCACGCGACAAACUCUAACAUCUCGAAAUCUCUCCCCAUCUUUCUUUCGAUUCUCCGGGCGAGGAAGAAUCUUCCUGCUCCGCAGCAAUCUAUGAUUGAUACCCUUAUCACGGAGGACGAAGAACCCCCAAUGUGGAAAUCUUUAUGGAAGUUUCUCGCAGAAACCCUCUCACCACCUCCCUACCCACCCACUCCCUCCGAUGGAACAUCCCCGCCGUUUCGUAAUCCUAAAGAACUCUGCGAAGAAGCGAUUCUAAUGACGUAUAUCGGAGAAAUCCUUUACACCUCUAAUGCCGGCCCAAAAAGCAAAGACGACGGUCUAGCAUGGACAAGAGAAGCAGUUGAUGUAUCAGAGGUAGAAUUAAGGAACAGAAGAGGAUUGGAUAAGGAAUCGAAGAAGGUCUGCAAGUCAUGCCUAGAAGUCGGAUUAGGUAAUUGGCAAAAGAUGGUUGGUAAGCUAGCGGAAGAAGAGAGGCUGAAGAAGGUUAAUGGAGAGAGUGCUAAGAGUGGAUGGUUAGGAUUUGGAGGAAAGGUAGAGAGUAGUGGACGAUGGGAGGCUGAGGAAAACGUAGUCAGCGACAGGAUAAGGAGGGCAAAGGAUGUGCUACCCAAGAAGAGAAUUGGAGAGGUUGAGGACAGGAGACCACCACCUCCUAGUAUUGGAGGUAAACCAGUUACCGCAUGA
Sclerotinia borealis F-4128 is the source of this 1353-nucleotide messenger RNA. NCBI's taxonomy places the organism in Eukaryota, Fungi, Ascomycota, Leotiomycetes, Helotiales, Sclerotiniaceae. The record is from the annotation of a GenBank genome assembly.